AAUUUAAUAACAUAUAUAACAUGCGGAAAGCAGACAAACCUUUUAAAUAAAAUUAGAGUUUGUUUACGUUUGUGGCGGAAGGAGACGCGGGAGUGAUCCUCUUAGGGGACACAUUAUAACACUAUGUUUUAUCAUAUCUCUCUGGAACAUGAGAUAUUGUUACAUCCAAGAUACUUCGGUCCACAGUUAAUGGACACAGUGCGACAGAUGCUCUUUACAGAAGUGGAAGGAACAUGUACUGGAAAAUAUGGGUUCGUCAUUGCUGUAACAACAAUUGAUCAUAUUGGAUCGGGCAUGAUCCAAGUUGGUCGAGGAUUUGUCUUAUAUCCUAUUAAAUAUAAAGCUAUUGUCUUCCGCCCAUUUAAAGGAGAAGUUCUUGAUGCUGUCGUCACCCAAAUUAAUAAGAUUGGUCUCUUCUGUGAAAUUGGACCUAUGCAGUGUUUUAUUUCCAGACAUUCUAUUCCACAAGAUCUUGAGUUUGACCCCAACUCCAAUCCACCAUGUUACAAGAGCAGAGAUGAGGAAGUUGUCAUACAGACCGAUGAUGAGAUCAGAGUGAAGAUUGUUGGUACCAGAGUAGAUGCUACUGACAUCUUUGCUAUUGGCACCCUCAUGGACGAUUACCUUGGCCUUACGAGCUAAACAAGAAAUCCUCAUCAGCCAAGACCACAUCUUGCUCUGUACACAGUACUGUACUUGCUCCUCUGAUUUUUAUAGUUCAUAUUUAUUUUUCAAUUUUUUUUUUUUUUAAAUAUACUGUAUGAGCUGUUACAUUCCUGAAGAGUACCAACAUGGGAGAAAUGUCUUUUCCACUCUUGAUGUGGAUUCUCGCGAGUCAAAUUUCCUCUGAAGUACAAGUUAGUGGUCAGUGGCCAUACACUCCCAAACUCCAGACACAUCUCUCAAGGGACUGCAUUUCUGAUAUUGGUAUCCUGUAUAUAUAUCUUCUCUCAUAUCCCAGGGUUUCACCUGUGUCUGCAUCCUGAAGCAGCCCCCCCCCCCCAUCCUGUCUAUAUGUUCCUGCUAUUUGUAUGAACAAAUGGUUCUCUUCCCUUGUCUUAUGGCCAAAUCAGAUGUGUUUGGUAUGGCCAGAUUUUGAAACCUGAAGCAGUCCCUCCAUCAUGUCUGUCUCCUUGUGAUUGUAUGUUAAUUUCAUCAUUCAUCUCAUGGCCUUAAAAAUGUUUUGUAACUACACUAGCAGGUCCUGUAAACCUGACACGUGAAAUGAUCAUAACAAAGUGUUUUGGAAGUAUUCUACCAUACCUUCACACCCAACAUUAACUUUGGAAGGAAUUUGAUACAGAAUACUCAUAUACAGUACACUGCUGUACUAAAACUUCAUUAUUGUUGUGUGCAUGCUGACUAGUAUAAGUUAUAUAAAAAAAAUGAAUAAGGAAACUAAAAAUGAUAUGGGAGACUUUAAUUUUUCACAUGUAAUUAUUAUUUAUACCAACAGGUAUUAAAAUAUCUUAAUAA
Messenger RNA from Homarus americanus (American lobster), 1476 nucleotides. RefSeq names its product DNA-directed RNA polymerase II subunit RPB7 (gene Rpb7). Gene Ontology annotation, biological process: positive regulation of nuclear-transcribed mRNA poly(A) tail shortening; DNA-templated transcription; positive regulation of translational initiation. The coding region runs from base 124 to 642 and encodes 172 amino acids. Gene Ontology annotation, cellular component: RNA polymerase II, core complex; P-body. NCBI's taxonomy places the organism in Eukaryota, Metazoa, Arthropoda, Malacostraca, Decapoda, Nephropidae. Gene Ontology annotation, molecular function: single-stranded DNA binding; single-stranded RNA binding; translation initiation factor binding. The transcript is spliced from 8 exons. The record is from RefSeq and is a predicted model, not a curated record.